AUGCGCUCUCUAUCUGCCAGUGCUGCCUCACUUGCCACUGCCACCCAGUCAGCCCGAGAGCUGCAGCGGCGCGUUGGGUCGCUGCCAAGCAAGGGAGGAACCGCGGUGCUGCAGGGGGUGGGUGUGCAGGCAGGCACGGGGUUGAAUGCAGUGCAGCAGGGUGCGGGGGUGCUAGGGGGGGUACAUGUGCUGGUGGUGGACAAUGCGGCAGUGAAUCUGCUGGUGGCGCGCCGCACUCUCACUCGCAGCGGCGCCACCGUCGCCACCACUGCCAGCGGGGAGGAGGCGCUGCGGCUAGUCAAGCUCGCUCUGGAGGGCACCGUACACCCCAUGGAACCUGCCUUGGGGGGCAGCGCACAGCCUGCGGAUGGGCAUGUGGAUGUGGUGCUCAUGGACCUGCAGAUGCCCCUCAUGGACGGGUUUGCAACCACAGAGGCCAUACGGGCACACGAACAAGCCCUGCUUCUUCACUUAGCAUCCCCACCAGAAGCUGCCGCCGGCGCAGCAACAGGAGACACACAACCAGACAUGCAAGCAGAUGUGGAUGAUGGGGUCAUUCGGCGGUGCCUUGCGAGUGGCUUUGAUGGUGUUCUGCAGAAGCCUGUUGACCCGAAGCUGCUCUCGCAGCUGCUGCUGCGGCUCGAACUCGGAGGCUGUGCGCACCGGGCCUAG
Messenger RNA from Closterium sp. NIES-65, 672 nucleotides. The record is from the annotation of a GenBank genome assembly. NCBI's taxonomy places the organism in Eukaryota, Viridiplantae, Streptophyta, Zygnematophyceae, Desmidiales, Closteriaceae.